AUGAAAUCCAUAUCGUCUAAUACGGAAGAGCCAGAUGCUCUUCGCCUCAACGACGUCCUCCCGGACUUUGAUGGAAAGAAAUGGUACCAACUGACCCACAUUCGGAAACUCUUGGGCGUUUUUUUCAUCAUAACUUUGACAGCAACAAAUAACGGUUAUGAUGGUAGUCUGUUGAACUCGCUUUAUACGGAGGACAGCUUUAACAAUGCGAUUGGUAAUGUCGAGGGUGCCAUCUUGGGUGCCAUGUCCAAUGGUUUUGGUUUUGGUUGUUUCGUCACCUUCUUCUUUGCUCCUUAUAUCAUCGAUGGGUUGGGUCGUAAGUACUCAUUACUGAUCAGCAAUUUUGUCAUGAUUAUCGGUACUAUCGUGCAAAGUUGUUCAGGUGUAUGGGCCCUCAACCUGCCAGAGGGCUACAAAGGCAGAGACGUAUACGGUAUGCUGAUUGCCGCUAGAUUUAUUCUAGGUAUAGGUAGUGGUGUCAUGUCUAUUGCUGCUCCCGCAUUAAUCUCUGAAUUGGCCUACCCCACCCACAGACAAACAGUGAUGACUUUUUACAACUCAUCUUGGUACUUAGGUGCCAUUGUUGCGGCCUGGGUUUCUUUCGGUUGCAGAAACCUUGCAAAUGACUGGAACUGGAGACUUCCAGCCAUCAUGCAGGGUUUCUUCCCUAUUUUACAAAUUGCACUUUUGUAUUAUAUUCCUGAAUCCCCACGUUUCCUAGUUUCCAAGGGCAAGAUUGCAAAGGCCCGUGAAAUUUUGAUGAAAUAUCAUGCAGGUGAUGAUGAAAUUCGUGGUGGUCCUUUAGUUGAUUACGAGGUUUCGGAAAUUACCAUGGCAAUCCAACAGGAGCGCGUUUUCAGUGAGACAACAUCUUACAAAGAUUUCAUCAGAACUGCAGCGAACAGAAAGCGUCUCUGGAUUAUUUGCUGGAUUGGUAUUUUCAUGCAAUUGUCUGGUAAUGGGCUGGUUUCCUAUUACCUGGGCAAGGUUUUGACUUCCAUUGGUAUUACCUCAGUUACUGAGCAAUUGGUUGUUAAUGGUGGCCUUAUGAUCUACAACUGGGGUGUAUGUUUGAUUCAAUCUCUCUUCAUUGUUAACCACUUGAAAAGAAGGGUUGUUUUCAACUGCUCAAUUGGUGGCAUGCUCCUCUGCUUCACAAUUUGGACGAUUCUAUCUGCCAUUAAUCAACAACGUAAUUUUGAAGACAAGUCUCUCGGUAAGGGUGUUUUGGCCAUGAUCUUCUUUUACUAUUUCUGCUACAAUUUUGGUCUCAAUGGACAGCCAUUCUUGUAUGUGACCGAAAUUUUACCUUAUUCUCUCCGUGCCAAAGGUUGCAAUGUGUUCACUGGUAUUCAAUAUAUUGUCAUGGUUUACAAUGGUUUUGUGAACCCCAUUGCAAUGGACGCUAUUGAAUGGAAAUAUUAUAUCGUUUACUGCUGUAUUUUGGUGGUCGAAUUUGCUGUAUGCUUCCUCACCUUUGUUGAAACAUCUGGUAGGACUUUGGAAGAGGUAUCAGAAGUUUUCGGCGACGGUAUUGCCUCCAUGCCUGAGCUUGCCGUUGCAAUGGCUCUAGAAGACGGAAAGAAGGAUUUGAACUUCGACACUGAGCAUAUCGAAACGAAAAGCUGA
This is a messenger RNA of Lachancea fermentati, 1629 nucleotides long. The record is from the annotation of a GenBank genome assembly. Lineage: Eukaryota; Fungi; Ascomycota; Saccharomycetes; Saccharomycetales; Saccharomycetaceae.